AUGGCGCGCGUAGCUAUGACAGGGACCGCGGCCGCGGACCCGGUGGCGGACGGGGCUGGUGCGCAAGCGCCGGCCACCGUCGUGCCGCCGGGGAUGCGCAGCGGACCCUGGAAUAGCUACGAUCGCGCGCAACUGCAGGACGCGGUGAUGGUCGCAAGGCUCGCAGGUGCGUCACAGGUCAGGCUGAUAAGGCCUGGCUACGCGACCAUCGAGGUCGACCUGAAGCACGAGAAGGCCGCGGGCGACCGCGAGUCGGUGCAGGCGGCGGAGCGCUCGUACAUCGAGCGCACCGCGCCGAAGAAGAAGGAGCCCACCAAGGAGCAGCUCGCGGCUCGAGCCGCGGCACGCAAGGCCAAGAAGGACCGGCAGAAGGCGCGCCGGGCGACGGAGGCUGGCGAGCGCGCCGCGAGCGAGGCCGAGCGCGCGGAGGCCCCGCGGGCGCAGCUGCGCGAGAACAUCCAGUACGUGAUGGCCGGGCUGCGGUCUGCAGCUGCGCAGGCGCGCAGCCAGGCCGGGUCCAAAAUGGGGGUCGAAUACUCGCUGCCCCCGGAGAGGGACGACGGGUAUCGACGCGGCCCCAGCAAGGUGUACGCCACAGUUCCCCAGGGGACCGUGGCGACGACCGUCGCCUCGGACUGGCUCGCGAACGAGCUGGCCGAGCACGGAGAGAUCGAUGCGGCAUACCGCGACCGCAUAGUCAUGCACCUGAUGACGGCCGCCGGCGCCUCGGCGCCGGCCGACGCCGUGUUCAGGUUCACGGCUGGCGACGCGAUGCAGACCGAGGACGACGACGAGGACGCCGACCGCUCCGAGGAUUAUUCCGACGACGGGAGGGCGUCCGACUUGUAG
Emiliania huxleyi CCMP1516 is the source of this 849-nucleotide messenger RNA. RefSeq lists its product as hypothetical. NCBI's taxonomy places the organism in Eukaryota, Haptophyta, Isochrysidales, Noelaerhabdaceae. The transcript has a single exon. The record is from RefSeq and is a predicted model, not a curated record. Bases 1 to 849 code for a protein of 282 amino acids.